Messenger RNA from Aspergillus steynii IBT 23096, 567 nucleotides. RefSeq lists its product as uncharacterized. The transcript is spliced from 2 exons. The record is from RefSeq and is a predicted model, not a curated record. Bases 1 to 567 code for a protein of 188 amino acids. Lineage: Eukaryota; Fungi; Ascomycota; Eurotiomycetes; Eurotiales; Aspergillaceae.
AUGUCUACGGAGCCCACCGUCAACUCCAGCACGCCUGCGAAUACGGAACCUGUCAGCACCACUGGCACUGACGUCACCAAGCCGGCCCCGGACGAUGCAUCGAAACACACCAAUGGUGAUACCCAUGCGGCCAAACCAGACGGGGCUAGCCAUAUUCCCGAGGAAAGCAAGUCCACAGAUGCCCCCGAGCCCGUCGACGCAGCCAAAAGCGCGGAGGAGCCACCGUCGGGGGGCCCGGUCCUAGCUACGGGCGUUGAUUCUCAGCAGCCUGCUAAGGAGGCCAAACCUGAUGCGCCCAACGCAGGCGACAAACGAGAGCAUGAGCCGACCUCUGCCUCGACCGAUACAGAUCAGCCUUCCACCGAGUCCUCGGGUCCGCCCACCGUCGCACCGGCCCCCAAAAAGCAAAAGACCAACGAUAAGGCUGCGACUGAAAACGGUACCCAAGCAAAUGGAGAGAAGAAGAAGGCCGGUCGCCAGAACAAGGCGAAAGAAGCCGUGAAGAAGGUGGUCCCUACCGAUGGCAUUGGUAGUCGGACUCGCAGCCGGACCAAGGCGGCAUCUUGA